This is a messenger RNA of Aegilops tauschii subsp. strangulata, 1158 nucleotides long. Its product is annotated as probable calcium-binding protein CML35. NCBI's taxonomy places the organism in Eukaryota, Viridiplantae, Streptophyta, Magnoliopsida, Poales, Poaceae. Gene Ontology annotation, molecular function: calcium ion binding. The record is from RefSeq and is a predicted model, not a curated record.
UCCCCGUCCUCCUUCCUCGCCUAUUUAUCGCCGCCUCCCUCCUCCGUCUCCACCCACCUCACACAUCCCCAUCAAUCCAUCUUUCCAUCCGCAUUCAUCUCCUUUGAGCAGCUCCUCUCCUCUCCAUUGUUUCUCUGCUCGAAGAUGAAGCUCUCCAUGCAGUCGCUGGCCCGGAAGCUCUCCAUCCCGUCGCCCAAGCGGGGCAAGAAGCAGCAGCAGCAGGACGGCGGCAAGCGCGGCAUCUCCCGGAGCGAGGCGCCGUCGUUCGCGUCGGCGUCCUCCUCCUCCACCACCUCGUCCUCCUCCGAGGACGCGCUGCCGCGGGCGUCGACGCCGCGGUCGGUGCUGCCCGCGGAGAUCUCGCGGCGGGAGCUGGAGGCCGUGCUCCGGCGGCUGGGCCACGAGGAGCCCUCCGACGACGAGCUCGACGCCGUGGCGGCCAUCGCCGCCGCCGGGGAGGCCGGCCCCGAGGACGAGCUGAUGGAGGCGUUCAACGUGUUCGACGCCGACGGCGACGGCCGCAUCACCGCCGAGGAGCUCCGCGGCGUGCUGCUCGCCAUCCUCGGCGGCGAGGCGGACGGGUGCAGCCUCGACGACUGCCGCCGCAUGAUCGGCGGCGUCGACGCCGACGGCGACGGCUUCGUCGGCUUCCAGGACUUCGCGCGCAUGAUGAUGGUGUCCACCACGGCGGCGGCGGCCACCACCUCGGCCGGCCCGAGAUUCCUCUGAACUAGCCCGUCGAUGGAUCCGCUACGCCAGGCUCCUCCUCCUCUGUUCCCGCUCUGUUCUGCUCGCCCCCGCCCCCACGUUCCCGCGAAAUUUCGAUCGGCCGCGACGCAUGGCGCUCAGAUGUGUGAUGCUCGUUCAUUCCAGUUUCUUCUUCCUUUUGGCGCGCACCGUGAUGAGGAAUGCCAUGCGGCAGCUAGCUCAAGUAUAAUCAGGAUCACUCUACUACUAGUACUAGUCUACUACGUACUCCCAAGAAAAAGGCGAGCAUCCGCUGGUUAAAUCACGACAUGUAAAAUUUGUCCGAGAGCUGGGUGGAUCGAUGGAGAGUGUGUGCGUGUGUUGUGUUGGCAAUGAGAACGAAAUGCUUUGUUGCUUGGUUUUUUUACAACAAGUUGGUCCAGCUACUGCUAAUAUAAAUGCUCAGUAUAA